Molecule: messenger RNA, 1029 nt
Organism: Monoraphidium neglectum
Lineage: Eukaryota; Viridiplantae; Chlorophyta; Chlorophyceae; Sphaeropleales; Selenastraceae
Exons: 7
Coding region: 1-1029 (342 amino acids)
Source: RefSeq, a predicted model, not a curated record
AUGGCCAAGGGGCCUGAUGAUGUGCCCGGCAGCCCGGGCGGCCGCGCGCCUGCAACAAAGGAGGAUGAUAAGGAGGAGUGCGCGUGGUGCAAGUACAUGAAGGCCGGUGGCUGCCGGGAGCCGUUUGAGGCGUGGCAGGCGUGCGUUGAUGGCGUGAUGGGGAAAGCGAUGGAUGACGAGGCGCGCAAGGCCGCCGUGGACCAGUGCAGCAGCGUGACGCAGCCGCUAUUUGAGUGCAUGAUGCGCCACAGGGAUUACUACGGCGCACAGCUGUCAGGCAUGGGCGGCGGCGGCGGUGGCGGCGGCGGCGGCGGCGGUGGCGGCAGCGGCGGCAGCAGCAGCGGAUCAGAGGACCCGUCAACAGCAGCCUGCAUUGCCAGCAUCAUCAUCAAGGCUAGCCCCAGCGGUGUGAUGGCAGUGGUUGGCGCCGCCUACUGCAUCGGGGGCCGCACGCGCUUGACCGUGGAAACAGGCCGGAUCAGCCCCUGCAGCGAGAACGCCUGGCCUCGGCCCGUGCAGACCUCAUCAGGGGCUGCUGUGUUCUGGCAGGAGGCCCGCGCUUCCAGUGCCCGCCAGAAGCGUGUGCUGCGCGAUCACCGUGGCAAGGCCGUUGCGUGCAUGGGGCUCGUGGUCGGAUGCCUUCGGCCUACCUGGGCGCUGUACCGUGGGGGCCACCUGGACGAGGACAACCGCAUGGCCACCUUUGUGGGCCAGCUCUUCAGCGCCGAGCCAGCCGUGAGCGUUUACCUCCAAGGCUCUUCUAGCGCCAGCACCUUCAAGAUCCGCGGAGAGCUUGGCGCCAGCAGCUUCCAGGUCAGCAUGAAGCUGCCCGACGGCCGCGAGUUGGCCGUUGCGGCGGCCGAGCGGCGCCAGCAGCCGGUGUCGCGUCAAAACAGCCUGGGGGCGUCCUCUGCGAGGCUGUGCACGUACGACGUGCUGGUGGAGUCGGGCAUGGACGCAGCGUUUGUGACGGCGGCCUGCAUCGUGAUCGACAGCAUGUUCAACCAGUCACACAAGUACCAGGAGUAG